AAAAAGUGCCAUCACAUAACUGGUUAAGAUAAGAUACAGAUGCACAAGAACAGCCACACACACUUUCUAUUAUUCAACCGCUUGAGGAGCCAGUGAAGCUUUGCAGAGAGCAAGAAAAUGAUAAUUUUUACGCUAAAAUCCCAAUUUCACCUCAUAGGAUACACAAAUCUCACUAACCCAGCUCCAAAAUCCCCAGUUCUCAUUCCCAUCAAAACCAAAUCCAAUCUGAAAUAUCCAACAAUACCUUCAAAAUCAACUGUCCCAAGAAAAUUAGGACAAUACCCACAAAAAUUAACCAAAUCCAUCAUUUCAGAAGACAAGGGCCUCUCUCAUCAGAUUUCUCCAAAUGGGAAUUUCAGGUUUGUGGUUGUAGGAGCUGUUUCUGUAGGGUUAUUCUUGUUUUUGAUGGGUUUUGAUGAGCACAAGGCACUGGCUUUUGGACCUGAAGGGCCACUAGUGGAAGAAUUUUGGGAGAAUGUAAGAAGAUAUGCACUUUAUGCACUAACAGUAAGUACAGGCGCUCUUUAUACCAUUUUGCAGCCUAUAGUUGAAUUGCUUAAGAACCCUAUUUCUGCUGUUCUAGUUAUUCUUAUUUUUGGGGGUAGCUUUUACAUUGUUUCUCAGGUGCUCUCUGCUAUGGUUGGUGUUACUGAGUUCACUUAUGAUUAUGGAUAUUAGAUUUCCUGUUUACUUGUUUUUCCUCUUUCUUUUUCUUUACUGUUCUUUUCUUAAAUUGCAAAUAAGAGGCAUACAUUCUCUUUUUCCCAA
Jatropha curcas is the source of this 768-nucleotide messenger RNA. RefSeq lists its product as uncharacterized. The record is from RefSeq and is a predicted model, not a curated record. NCBI's taxonomy places the organism in Eukaryota, Viridiplantae, Streptophyta, Magnoliopsida, Malpighiales, Euphorbiaceae.